Molecule: messenger RNA, 2634 nt
Organism: Labrus bergylta (ballan wrasse)
Lineage: Eukaryota; Metazoa; Chordata; Actinopteri; Labriformes; Labridae
Gene: fes
Product: FES proto-oncogene, tyrosine kinase
Biological process (GO): regulation of mast cell degranulation; cell adhesion; peptidyl-tyrosine phosphorylation
Molecular function (GO): ATP binding; non-membrane spanning protein tyrosine kinase activity
Source: RefSeq, a predicted model, not a curated record
AUGGGAUUUGGAGAGGAUCUGUGGUGCCCUCAGGCACAUGCAGCAGUCAUGAGGCUGCUGGACUCAGAGCUUCACCUGAUGGAGGUCAUGAAGAAAUGGAUGGGUCAGCGGGCUAAGAGUGAGCGUGAGUUUUCUGUGCAGCUGCACCACAUGGCUACCAUGGUGGAAAAGCUGGACCGACCCCAGACCAGUGCAGGACUGGACUACAUCAGCCAACUCAACAAGUCGUGGGGAGUGCUGGUCUCUCAGACUGACCUUCUGAGUCAAGUGAUGAAGAGGCGCUCUGAGGAUCUGCUGAAUGGUCCCCUCAGCAAACUGACACUGCUGAUCAGAGACAAACAGCAACUCCGCAAGACUUACGCAGAGCAGUGGAACCUGCUGAGGCAGGAGCUAAGCAAGGUGACUCAGACGGAGCUGGAGAGGCUAAGGAACAGCUACAGACAGGCAGUGAGAGAUGCAGCUCAGGCUAAGAGGAAGUACACAGAGGCUUACAAAGAUAAAGAGCGAGACAAGGCUAAAGAGCGUUAUGUAAAGACUUCACUGAAACUCUACGAGUUGCACAAUGAGUAUGUGCUGUCUGUGCGAGCUGGUCAAGUUUACCACCAGCACCACUACAGUCAGAUCCAGCCUGCUCUGCUCAGUGCUCUGCAGACCCUGCAGCAGGAGAUGGCGCUCAUACUAAAGGAGAUCCUGCAGGAGUAUUUCGACAUCUCCACUGUCCUCCAUCAUGAGGUGGUGCAGAUCCACAGGGAGAUUUCUUCUGCUCUAACAGCAAUCGAUCCCUACAAAGAGUAUGAGAGCUUCAUCCACCAGAGCAGGUCUGUAGGGGAAAUUCCAUCAUGUGCAGAGUUUGAAUGUUGUGCUUUGGAGGAAAUGGAACGGCUUAAUCCUGGAGAGAUUGAACUAAAUGAUCUCACGCUUGAAUCAAUCCAGCACAAACUGACCACUGUAGAGGAGGAACUGCUGGAUCUGGCUCGGACUCUAGGCUCUCAGCAGACAACGGCGGAACAGCUAGAGUUGGAACUGGAGGCAGAACAGGAAGGUGUCAAGAGGGGCCAAAGGGUCUACCAGUUCAGCAAGAGACAUGUGCUUGAGGAGUGCCGGCAACAGGUUGCGCUGUCUCAGGGCGUGAGAGCCAAGCUGGAGGCCCAGAGGCGUCUUAUGAAGGAGAAACUGGAACAGCUGGGCUCCAAAGAACCUCCUUCUGCUCUGAAGCUGGACCCAGACACUGUCUCACUCUCAUCCAACGCAAGCAAUGACCACAGCCAAAUUCCUCCCAAAGUCCUCAUGGAUGGUAUCAUUAACAACCUGAGUGGCUUUUUUAAACCUAAAUGUGAGGCGCCUCCUGACCUCCCCUCGAUGCAUAAGUUCGACCGUCCUCUGGGCCAGCAGGACUGGUACCAUGGAGCCAUUCCCAGACCCGAAGUCCAGCAGCUGCUGAAGUAUGACGGAGACUUCUUAGUGAGGAAGAGUCAAGAAAAGCAAGGCUAUGUGCUGUCUGUGCAGUGGGAAGGAGCCUGCAAGCAUUUCCUCAUUCAGAACACAGAUAAUCUGUACCGUCUGGAUGGAGAAGGCUUCCCCAGUAUCCCACAGCUUAUCCGUUAUCUACAAUCCUCACAACAGCACAUCACCAAGAAGUCUGACAUAGUGCUGAAGAAGCCUGUACUGAAGGACAAGUGGGUCCUGGAUCAUGAUGAUAUUGUCUUGGGACAACUGAUUGGACGGGGUAACUUUGGAGAAGUGUACAGUGGUCGUUUACGCUCUGAUAACUCUCCUGUUGCGGUGAAAUCUUGUAAAGAGAACCUGGCCCCAGAGCAAAAGAACAAGUUCCUGAUGGAAGCCAGGAUCUUAAAGCAAUACGACCAUCCAAACAUUGUGCGUCUGAUCGGUGUGUGCACUCAGAAACAGCCCAUCUACAUCGUCAUGGAGCUCAUUCAAGGUGGGGAUUUUCUCUCCUUCUUGCGGCAUGAGGGUCACAGUCUAACGCCGAAGAUACUGGUCAAAAUGACAGAGAAUGUAGCGUCUGGCAUGGAGUACCUGGAGAGCAAGAAGUGCAUCCACAGGGACUUGGCAGCAAGAAACUGUCUGGUUGCAGAGAAAUUCUUGGUGAAGAUCAGUGAUUUUGGGAUGUCACGACAGCAGGAUGACGGUGUUUACUCUGCAGAGGGGGGCCUCAGACAGAUACCUGUCAAAUGGACGGCUCCUGAAGCCCUGAACUAUGGCCGUUUCACCACAGAUAGUGACGUGUGGAGCUUUGGCGUCUUACUGUGGGAGACCUUCUCUAUGGGCCUGACACCCUACACGAGCAUGUCUAACCAACAAACAAGAGAAGAGGUUGAGAAAGGAUACCGUAUGCCAGCUCCACACAACUGCCCCAUGGAAAUCUCCAGAAUCAUGAGCAGCUGCUGGCAGUAUGACCCCAAAAAAAGGCCGUCUUUUAAGAUGCUUCGGACUGAGCUCAGUGCCAUACACAAGAAAAUUACAUGAUACAAGCCUGCCUUUGUUAUUUGUUUGUUAGUAUACAUCUUGACAUGCAGAUUUGAAGCAAAAUAACAAUUUAUCUAAAAAAUAUAUUUUGUGUGGAAUAAACUUGAAAACUGAUUUUCUUUUAGACUAGUAAAAUAUCAACCAGUU